Caenorhabditis briggsae is the source of this 285-nucleotide messenger RNA. The transcript has a single exon. The coding region runs from base 1 to 285 and encodes 94 amino acids. The record is from RefSeq and is a predicted model, not a curated record. Lineage: Eukaryota; Metazoa; Nematoda; Chromadorea; Rhabditida; Rhabditidae.
AUGGCAAUCAAAGAGAUCGGAGGAACCCAAUACUACAUGAUCCACUAUAGAAGACGGAAGAAAACCACAGACAUUCGAAUUCCAAUAGGAGAGGAGAAUGGAAGAAUGUUCAAUGGGACUUUGAAGGAGUAUGGAGACAAAUUCAACGUGGAGAUUUCUUCAGAUGCCUGGGAAGCUGAGAAGAAGGACAAAAGGAAGGCUGUGGAUGAUUUGGAGACGAGUUUGGAGAAGAAGGGAGAACUGUGGAGGAGAAUACAUAUGUCUUAUAGUGUCUUUUUUAAAUAA